Molecule: messenger RNA, 2214 nt
Organism: Fusarium venenatum
Lineage: Eukaryota; Fungi; Ascomycota; Sordariomycetes; Hypocreales; Nectriaceae
Source: RefSeq, a predicted model, not a curated record
AUGUCUUCCAACCCGCCUCCUCCAGGUGGCGGGCCACCUUUGACGAACAAUGCACCUCCUGGUGCCUUGAACGCACAGCCAACUGCCAAUAACCCAGCUCAACAUGUUCCCAAUAGUUCCAAUGUACAAGCAGCCGCUAUCAACGUCCCGCAGACUGCUGCCAACCCUCGGCCGACGGCUGUCCCUCUGGCUCCUUCUCGGGCCCGAGCCUCAGCUGGAGACGAGCUUAUCAACGCCCCGGAGCGAGAACUACAAAUGUUGACUGAUGGUCUGCGCGAACGUCUGGAAGAAGCUGUCAAACGCGAAGCUCGAACAAACCAAGAGCUUGAGGAUAUGGGUCUUGACCCUCGAGAGUAUGAUGAAGACGAGAUCAUGAACAGCGUUCCGAAUGUUUCAGUCGUGGAUUACGAAGACCUUUCAGGUCCGCACAAAAGACUCAAAUUCUCUCGGGCUUACAUCGAUGGCAUGUUCGGCGGCGUAGACCCCUACGAAGCUGAUAAAAAGAAAGACGAGGUGAACGAGCUUACCCUGAGUCUCAAGCACGCCAGUCUCGAUAUGAUCUCUGCCCUUUGCAUCAACCUCGAGCUAGCUAUCGAGAUCGGUAAGCAUUUACGACCACAAGACAUCGUCAAUCUGUACAUUGCUAGCCGCUCCUUUCGCACAGCGGUUAAUGGCCAUAUGCUGUCCUGCAUUCGAAUGUGGAUUGACAGUAGAUCGCCUGAAGCUGGAAAGGUCUUCCACUGGAAACUCUAUGGCAAGAUGCUGGUCAGGGAUCCCCAGGAGCGCAAGUCCGCGGUAAACAACGCGCAGCAUCUCGAGGCCCGCUGGAACAGCGUAAAGUUAAACCCCAAAAGCAUCCGCCUGAUCCCUGGCUUCAGGUAUCUCAAGAUGGUCUUGUCUCGCGAGCGCUGUUGUCGAGAGAUUCUCGCCAUGAUGGCCCGCAUGGGCUUCCUCAUGCCUGAAUCAAUGUACAGUACCUUGCUGCGACUCUGGGUGCUCAUGGAGAUUUCGACUACUCGCCAGAGACAACUCUUUCUCAGAAAUGAGAAGUAUUGGACCGACCAGCACCUCUAUAAUGUGCAGUUCUUUCUUGUCAAGCUCGCCAUGGCUUUUAAUCACCCCUUCUUCCAUCCUAUCAAACUUGAUAUGGUUCAUCUCAUGAUGGGACAGAAAGGGCUCCAUCCCUUGUGGCAACUGCUAAUGAAACAGAGAUACACGAACCUCUCAGAGCUCAUGGAGCUCAAGACACGCUAUGACCUGCGCUUCCCCCGAAGUGUCUGGACCAACAUCCUACUACACGACCACCCCAAGGCGUACAAUGUCCCUAUCAGACAGGUUGGUCUUGGCCACAUGGAAGGCUGGGGCAAAGGAUUCCGUCACCUUUCACGCCCUGAUGAGCUCUUUCCCAUCGAAGCGACCUAUCGUGGGCUUGAUCUCGAAAAGCACAUUUCCCAGAUGAUGAUCUGGGGUUACAUCGAUUUCGAAACAGGAGAGAACAUCGUUCCUACAGAAGACGACAUGUACAUUUCAGACGAAGAGGAGAAGUUGGGCAGAGUCGACACUUCAUACUUCUGGCAGCGCAAGCAUGCUUUGAAGAAGUGUUGGAACGAGCUCUCGUCAGAGGUACAGGAGGAGAUCAAAGAAGACGACAACGACGAGCGCUUGCGAGGUAUGGCGUGGUCGACAGAAGGCCAGUAUAACUGGCGUGGAGAAUGGGAGAGCGGUUCCGAGUCCGAUUCAGAAGACGACCGCGAGUACGAUAUAAACGAAGAAAUUGAGCGUGGUUACCGUUUACCUUCCCUGUUUGGAAAGCACCCAAAGAAAGCCGACGCCGACAAAGACGAUGACACCAGAGAGGAGAGUCCGCUCCUCACGUUUGGAGAAAAUGCAGAGGACUGGAAUAACACUAUCACUGAACUCUUCAUCAACUCGAACCCGCAAGUGACCCGUGAACAGUGGGAUGAGGCCAGAGCAUGGCAUGACUACAUGGAAGAUGGAAACUCGGGCCCUUACCCAACUGGUCCUGGCCGUGAAAACGAGACGUUUUUUUCGCAGACCUAUGCGCAAGAGCUUGCGCAAAACCAGCUUGACAUUGCCGAAGCCCGGCGCAAUGAAAACACUGCGGAUGACGAGGAUGAGGAGUACGAUGAAAGUGUUGAGGAUGAAAAUGAGGACGCGGACGAUGAUGAAGAUCUCAUCAAUAAUGGCCAGUAA